Messenger RNA from Limanda limanda (common dab), 850 nucleotides. RefSeq names its product ribosomal L24 domain containing 1 (gene rsl24d1). Gene Ontology annotation, cellular component: nucleolus. The record is from RefSeq and is a predicted model, not a curated record. Gene Ontology annotation, biological process: ribosomal large subunit biogenesis. The transcript has 6 exons. NCBI's taxonomy places the organism in Eukaryota, Metazoa, Chordata, Actinopteri, Pleuronectiformes, Pleuronectidae. Bases 57 to 548 code for a protein of 163 amino acids.
AGGAGCGGACGGUCUUGUUGUGGUCGGUGCUCGCGUACAGCGGGCGUGCCGUGAAGAUGCGCAUCGAGAAGUGUUACUUCUGCUCGGGUCCCGUGUACCCGGGACACGGGAUGAUGUUUGUCAGGAACGACUGUAAGUCAUUCAGAUUCUGCAGAUCAAAAUGCCACAAGAACUUCAAGAAGAAGCGUAACCCCAGAAAGACCAGAUGGACCAAAGCUUUCAGAAAGUCAUCAGGAAAGGAGUUGACUGUGGAUAACGCCUUGGAGUUUGAGAAACGCAGAAAUACACCUGUUAAAUAUAACAGGCAGCUGUGGGACAAGACAGUGGAAGCAAUGAAGAAGGUGGAAGUGAUAAAAUACAAACGACAGGCAAGAUUCAUCAUGAACAGAUUAAAGAAGGGCAAACAGUUGGAGAAAGAAGAGGCCAUCAACGAAGUGAAGAAAAAUAUUCACCUCAUCAAAGCUCCACAUGCAGGAAAGGCCAAACAAAUGGAAGAGAAAAUGGUGCAGAAAUUACAAGAGGACAUCGUCAUGGAUGUCGAUGUUUAAUCUUUUGGCCCAGUUGUUCUCUUUGUGUAAUGAAACUUGAGAGCAAGUUAACCUUGUUAUAUAUUGUAUUUUGUUAUUUCCAGAUAGCAGAAAGUGGACACAGAAAUUCAUUCAGUUUUUAAGUGACGGGAAAAAAACUGAAAAAAUAAGCCUGACAAGCAUCUGCCUCUGAAGCAGUAUCGGCCGACCACUUUUGUCCCAGUUAUAUUUCCUUCAUAGUAGUUGAGGCUGUUAUAAAUGUACUCAUUGCCGUGUUACGAAAAUGUUGAAAUGUAACCAAUAAAAACAACUUCUGUUGGGAA